Vigna unguiculata (cowpea) is the source of this 714-nucleotide messenger RNA. Its product is annotated as pathogenesis-related protein 2. Gene Ontology annotation, molecular function: abscisic acid binding; protein phosphatase inhibitor activity; signaling receptor activity. The record is from RefSeq and is a predicted model, not a curated record. NCBI's taxonomy places the organism in Eukaryota, Viridiplantae, Streptophyta, Magnoliopsida, Fabales, Fabaceae. Gene Ontology annotation, cellular component: cytoplasm; nucleus. Gene Ontology annotation, biological process: abscisic acid-activated signaling pathway; defense response.
ACCACUCCUCUGCCAAAUACCCACAAACCAAACAUCUUCUUCUCCUUCUAUUCUCAUAUCAUACACUUUUCCAUUCUCUUCCAUCUCAGUUCCAUUAAGCAUGGCCGUUUUCACAUUCGAGGACGAAACCACUUCUCCCGUGGCUCCUGCCACCCUUUACAAAGCUCUUGUGAAAGACGCCGACAACAUCGUCCCAAAAGCCGUUGAUUCCUUCAAGAGUGUUGAAAUCGUGGAGGGCAACGGUGGCCCCGGAACCAUCAAGAAGAUCUCUUUUCUUGAGGAUGGAGAGACAAAGUUUGUGUUGCACAAAAUAGAAGCAAUAGAUGAGGCAAACUUGGGAUACAGCUACAGCAUUGUUGGAGGUGCUGCCUUGCCAGACACUGCAGAGAAGAUCACAAUCGACACCAAACUCAGUGAUGGCUCCAACGGAGGCUCUGUGGUGAAGCUGAGCAUAAAAUACCACAACAAAGGAGAUGCUCCACCCAACGAAGAUGAACUCAAAGCUGGUAAAGCCAAGAGUGAUGCUCUUUUCAAGGUCAUCGAGGCUUACCUUUUGGCCAACGCUUGAAUUAUUACCUGCGUCUUUCCCUGUGUGUUUAUCUUAAAAUUGGCUUUCAACAUACAGUGUUUAAGUUAAGUUUUGUUGUAAGGUUAUCUUUGUAUCCACUACAUCAACCAAUAAGUUAUAAUAAAGGAAAGUAUUACUUAAUAUCA